Messenger RNA from Theobroma cacao (cacao), 1044 nucleotides. The record is from RefSeq and is a predicted model, not a curated record. NCBI's taxonomy places the organism in Eukaryota, Viridiplantae, Streptophyta, Magnoliopsida, Malvales, Malvaceae.
AUGGAGAAUGGACGGAUAUUAUUACUAGAGCUCGUUGGCCGUUGCUUUCAUAAUGGCAGAAGUAAUCCUAUCCGCAGCUUCUCCACAAAGGAGCUCGGGAGAGCAACAAACAACUAUGAUGAACAACAAUACAUGAGUUUCAAAGAUAUUGUGAUCGGUUCACAAAUGAGUGUCCACAAGAAUGUUUUACAGCUUUUGGGAUGCUGCUUAGAGACUACACAUAUAACUAUAGUUUAUGAAUUUGUAGGCAAAAAAACCUUCUGUAGCUGUAUUUCUUCUGAUAUUAGUGGACCACAACAUCAACAACUACCAUGGAAAUGCAGGUUGAAAAUUGCAAGAUUAGCCAAUGCAGUUGCAUAUCUCCACACUGCACUUUCCAGACCUUUUAUCCAUCCAGAUAUUCGAUCUUCAAAUACCAUACUAGAUCAGGACAAUGUUCCUAAGCUGAUUGAUUUUUCACUGUCUAAUUCUAUUCAUGAAGGUCAAUCACACGCCCUUAUGGGCUACUUAACUGAGAAGGCAGAUGUCCAUAGCUUUGGAAAGAUUCUAUUUCAGCUUUUACGUGGACAAAGGCCAUCAUAUUACAUAAAUGUGGAUUCUAUAGUGCUAGACAGUGUAAAGCACUGGGUAGAAAAUAAUCAGUUCAGCAGAGUAGUUGAUCACAGAAUAGCCAUAGAAGGAAUUGAGCAGGAACAGUUGCUGGAUUUUACAACACUAGCCCGUGAAGGAGAAGAAAGGCCGAAAAUUAUCAAGCUUACAGGAAAGAUGAUGAGGAGUGAAAGAACCAAAACAAACAUGCUUAGAGUAGAGAAAGAGAAGAUGCAAAUAGCUCUGGCUUGGCCAUAUGUCUUUCAUGCUUGCAUCGCAUUCUUUGCAGAUGACCUAACAAACAUGUACAGCAAGAGCCACAAUAACAGCUUCAGACGCACACAUUGCCGAGGAAGGCAACAUCAGCGACAUUACAUUCCUUCAAGAUUCAGAGAUGUUGCUCGUCAAAAGUCAUACGAUGUGAUUGAUAAGAUCAUAUAUUGCAAGUAUGUCUAA